Messenger RNA from Rotaria socialis, 2607 nucleotides. The record is from the annotation of a GenBank genome assembly. NCBI's taxonomy places the organism in Eukaryota, Metazoa, Rotifera, Eurotatoria, Philodinida, Philodinidae.
AUGCAUUCUUAUUCAUUUAAGAUUCAUCCUGUCUGUGUAAUGUGUUUGAAUCCUUUCGGUGUAAUUGACGAUCAACUUCUCUAUGAGUGUCCUCGUCGUGCUUGUGGCGAACAAUAUUGCAAUAGUUGUGUUCAAGUUAUUCGAGGACCCUCAUCAAAAUGUUCUUUUAAGUGCUUGUCAUGCAAAGAAAAUGUGGUCCCUGAACGUAAUCUAUUGAUUGAGGAACAAUUAAUAUGGAAAAGCUUUUGCAAACUAUAUGGGGUUGAAAAUUUUUGCUAUCUGAAGUCAGACGUAGAUUUUUUAUCAUGCAAACCCAUCUUAGAUGAUAUUCAAUCUCGUCGCGCUCAUAUUCUAUCACAAUACGACACUUUUAUGCAAAAGCUCAGUAAAACACAGCCAAACAACCAGUUUUAUGAUCAAUUCAAUGAGGACGUGGAUCAAUUGCUAAAUGAAUUAACCAAAUCUGCCAAUGGAUUGAUGUCCAUCAACGAGAAAAUGAACGAACGUAAUAUCACUGUUGACGAUUGUUCGAAGCAAUACAAAAAAGUACUGCGAGCAUUCGAUACUGUUUACAACAAUUUAGUCGAAGUGAUUCGAAGACUUCACAAUGAAAAUGAUUCCAUUCUGAUAAAUACAUCUGACAGCUGCAUUCAAUAUGUUCAAAUAGCAAACGAACCAAUACAUUUAUCAUCGAGCCAAAGUAUUCCAGCCAUUGAUAACAUUCUUGAAGAUAUGAAACUUCGAAAACAAUUACUUAUACAAUCGUUAGAAUUGAUUGAACCAUAUUCAGCAAGUCGCACUGAGAAUACUUCAUCAUUACAAAGUGAUAUCAAUCGAGCGAAGCAGUUAUUGACUACAAUUCAAGAAAUGGAAGGCGACUUGAUGUUCUUGCGUCGUAGUUUAGAAGCAAUAAAAAUAUCUCUUGAUGAUUAUGAUAAUUAUUUGCGUGAUGAAAAAUAUAAACAUAUACCAUGCUCAAAGUUUAUUUCUACACUUGAAAUAUUACGCGUACUAAUCGAACGACUAGAAAUGAAGGCAAACUUUCCAAAAGUUGCUGAUUUGAUGGCACAAUGGCAAAAUAUGGACUAUGCUCCGGAUACUUUCAAACCAAAAGUAUUUGAACUUUUCAAGGCCAUAAAAGAUGAUUUAACUCAAGGGCUUAUUCAUCAGAACGGUAUAUAUUCAAUUCCGUAUAGGGUAGGCGUCAUUGGCGAUACAAGUGUUGGUAAAAGCUCCUUAAUUAAGAACCUCGGCAGUAUCCAAUCUGCAUUUCUCCCAAUGGUUUCUCUUGACAGGAGCACAUUCAGUUACUUACAAUUCGAUAGCUCGAUGCCCAUAUGUUCCCAUAUGGAUCAGACUCUGCCAAUAACAUUUAUUGAUGCUGAAGGGGCGACAGACGCAAAUGAUACGGAGUCUAUAGGAAACUAUAGAGAACUAAUGAUCAGAGCAGACUGUGAUCUCUACCUUAUUGUAUUCGAUCGACCAUUCAAUGAGCAGCAUCAACAGUGGAAGAAUUUUAUUGAACGAGAUCUUCGUCGGAAGUGUCUUUUAGUUUGGAACAAAGCUGAUGAGCUCUUCUUGAAGUUAUUCAAAGAGCAGGCAAGAAGAUCAUACAACAUCAAUACUAAGGAAUACCUCAUUGUUAAGGAUGUUCGAAACAGAAUCAGACGCUAUACUUCUAUUGCCUAUAAUCGAGAUGAGCUGAUUGACGAAAUGUAUUUGACCGCAGCGGAUUGCGAAGAAUCUCUCAGACAAGCAGAUUUUGCCGAGUUUGACUUGGAGAAGCUUAAGAAAAAAAUACUAAAGACAGCCGUGGAAGACUCACGAGUCGAACGGAUGCGUAGGCUGGCCGUUCUAUCUUCGACAACAAUCAUUAACACAUGUUUUCGUCGUGAUUACAUCAUUUCCACGACACGCUACCCAAUCAUGGCAGCAGCUUUCAGUGUUGUACCUGGCCUAGAAGAGGUGCCAAAAUAUUUUGGACGCAAGGAUAUUGAUCGAGCUUUUGGAAUCGAUGGAAAGCUAGUUAAUCCAGAUUCGCCCAAUGAGUCAACAUUAGAAGAAUAUUUACUCACGCACAAUUUUAGAGUACCCAUAGAAUACCUGAAAUCUGGCUGCUUCGAGUAUCUAGUACCUAAAAUGGAAACGGGGGCAACUUCAGAUGUAUUCACAGCCACUGAGACGAUAACACCAAUGAAAUCUACAAAGUUCGGUCUAGUAAAUAGCAUCACUAGUGAUGGCAAUUCUAAAACUAGCAUUACGGCGCGUGUAACUCAAGGGCUUGCCGCUGUCGGAACGGUUCUAGGUCAGUUUGGCGAUGAUGCCGCCAGAUUUUUGAUUCCAGCUACCAAUGUCACUGGCAAAGCACUUUCAAUCGCAUGCGCUACUACAGGAUUCGUGUUAAUUCCAGUCUUUGCUACUUGGUCAUUUUACUCAGCCAAGAAGCAUUUGAAUAAUUAUCUCGAUAUGCUUUGCAAUGACUUAGUGUUUGUAUUUGCAUCUUUUAUCAACGCUGUUUGCAGUGAUUGUAUUCAGAAAACUAAUCGGUUUGAACUCUGCACUGAUUGCUUCUCCGAAAUAGAAGAAUUCAAAGGCAUCACGUUUUAA